Sycon ciliatum is the source of this 953-nucleotide messenger RNA. RefSeq lists its product as uncharacterized. NCBI's taxonomy places the organism in Eukaryota, Metazoa, Porifera, Calcarea, Leucosolenida, Sycettidae. The transcript has 6 exons. The record is from RefSeq and is a predicted model, not a curated record. Gene Ontology annotation, cellular component: nucleolus; preribosome, small subunit precursor. The coding region runs from base 162 to 695 and encodes 177 amino acids. Gene Ontology annotation, biological process: maturation of SSU-rRNA from tricistronic rRNA transcript (SSU-rRNA, 5.8S rRNA, LSU-rRNA).
UGUCACUUUUACCAUGUAUUUCAGUGCUCGUGUUCAAGCCUUUGCAGCUUUGGUGAGAGUUUCUUUUGAUAGAAGACUUGAUCGUGCACAGAAGCGAUCGUUGUAGUAGUAGUGCCGUGUUUUUGAUCAUUGGUAAGGACCUGGGAGCUUUGCUAUGAGAGAUGGCGAGGGCGAAGAAGCCACCCCAAGGAGCGAAAGCUAAGAAGAAAUCUGUCAAGGUGCAGAUUCGUGGGAUUGAACGGCUUCUGAAGAAGGAUGAUUUGCCAGCGCCAGUUCGUGAGUCGCAGGAGAGAAUGCUGGCUAUGCUGCGUGGCGACCAGCAGGAUCAUCAGCGGCAGAUUGUAGAGCAACGUAUGCAAAAGAAGUAUCGGAUGGUGCGCUUCUUCGAAAAGAGGAAGCUUAUGAGGAAAAUUCAGCAGUGUAACAAGAAGUUGGGAUCGGCUUCAAAAAGUGACAGGCGGCUGCUGGAGGAGCGUCUCGCUGACCUUCAUAAAGACUUCAAUUACAUAGAGUACUUUCCCAAGGCAAAGAAGUAUAUCUCGUUAUUUGCCGAGGACCAAGCCGAGAAAAGUCUGCAAGAGAAAGGGCGUCUUCGUGAGGGCAUUGCGAAGCAAGUGUCGGCCGGUGCAUUGCGCAAUGCAGCAAACCGGCUAGGCGGAGGCGAUAUCGAUAUCGGUGAUGAUGAGGAGUCUUAGCAUAACAUUAGAUAAAUCUUUUUUUCCCAUGAAAAUGAAUGAUACAAAAGCGUGAUCUCGCAACAUGUUCUACCUCAUGCAACAAACAAACCAUGAUACUAUAAUUACCCAGACGUAUCUUAUUUCCACGUAAUUAUGCUCGUAGUACUUCGUAUGUGCUAGAAUGUGAUGAUCAUGUGGCCCAUGCUUCUUAGGACUUUCUACUUGAUCGUGUUCUGUCAUGUUUUAAAUACCAACACAUAUGAUACGUAUGAUGUG